AUGGAGAAAGGCGGAGGCUCUAGACUUCUUCAAAUGCAGGCCCGUUUCCAACAAAAGCAACUGCAGGAGCGUGAACUAAAAAUAGCGUCUCUCUACGAAGCGCAACAGGCUCGCGCACUCGACCGUGUGAGGCACUCUCCCAGCAAUGGCAUGGCGAGCACCCCCACACCCACCGUCACGCACCAGCCGGGCAAGGUACGCCAAAUGUUUGAAGAACGACGAACGAAAGCCGGCAUAGAUAAGAGUUACCCAUUACAACCCAUACAAAACACAGAUCGCAUGCCAUCAAAAAAAACCUUGCCUAAUGGCUAUUCAAAAGUAUCAACAAAUCGGACCCUAGAGAAGAAAUCUUCAACAGUCAAAACCCAUACAAGCAUUAGUUCGCAUACUAUGAAGAAGCAAAGUGUUAUUCAGAACCAUAAAAUGGACAACUUAGUGAAUGGCUCCGGCGACCUUAAUCACAACCAUGAAGAAGACUUGAAUGUCAAACGAGUGAGCAACGGAGAUGUGGAGCCCUCAGAUGAAACGGAUCACGUCAACGGAACAAAUGGCAGAGAAAAUGAUAACUAUCUGUUAGAGAACGAGACGUUCCCCGAAGCUCUGGCGCCGGCCGCCACGCCGCGGUCGCCGGAACCGAUUGUCGAAGCAAAGAAAACAAUUCGAAGGAGCCCAGCAACAAGACCUAAGAGUCCAGUAACAAGACCUAAGAGUCCAGCAAAAAGACCUAAGAGUCCAGUUAAAAGCAAAUCCCUUCAAUCCUCAACUACUCCAAGAAGAACGGUCAGCGAGAACAAGGUUUCCGAUCGUGAGGAUAAUAAGCCGAAAGCGGUCAUGCAGCGGGGAACUCACUCCGUACUUAGAAAAACUAGCAUGGUGAGCCCGCAAGCAAACAGCACAAGCAAGGUGAAGCCGGCGCCGGCGGCGGCGGGCGAGGGCGGCUGCCCGACGUGCGGGCGCCGCUUCGCGCCCGACCGCCUGCUCAAGCACCAGGAGAUAUGCAGGAAGACGCACGCCAAAAAGCGCAAGCCCUACGACGUGCUGAAGCACAGGCUGGCGGGCACAGAAGCAGAAUCGUUCAUCACAAAAAUACGAAAGAGCACGACGACGCCUUCAAGUACCAAAACACAAAAGCCCACGAACAGCAGCUGGCGCCAGAAGCACGAAGAGUUCAUCCGCGCGAUACGCGCCGCCAAGCAGGUGCAGGCGCACCUUAAUGCUGGAGGCAAGCUCAGCGACCUCCCCCCGCCCCCGCCCUCUGAGAACCCCGACUACGUGCAGUGUCCGCACUGCCAGCGCCGCUUCAACCAAGGCGCGGCCGAGCGGCAUAUACCCAAGUGCGCCAACUUCCAGUUCAACAAACCCAAGCCACCGCCCAAAAGACGA
Brenthis ino (lesser marbled fritillary) is the source of this 1383-nucleotide messenger RNA. Lineage: Eukaryota; Metazoa; Arthropoda; Insecta; Lepidoptera; Nymphalidae. The record is from the annotation of a GenBank genome assembly.